AUGCACCAAAUGUGGGCGGAUGUGACGAAAUGGCAAGAGACGCUGGUGCAUGACAAGUCCAUGGCUGCUUUUGCCAAAAGUCGCGCACUAGCCGUCGUGUAUUUGUCAAACAAGCUCGAGGGGACUCUCGCCAAAGGCACGAGCGAGCAAGAGACGUACGCUCUACUGGACGAGCUCUGGGAGCAACCAUCGCCUCUGGCUCUCGAAUCUCCUGCGAUUGUGCUGUGGCAUUCGGAGGGACAACACAGCAGCGAGCGUUCCUUGUACCAACUCCAGCAGCAUCUUCUUGCGUUGCGUCACUUGCAAGGAGCACUAGAUCAGCCACUCUCGGUCGAGCUCGUAUGUGAGACACAUCGUAUUCUGAUGAAAGGCGCGCUCAGCGACGAGACGACUGCCCCGAUCCGAGCUGGCCGGUUUCGCCAGCAUCACUGCUGCGCUGGAAAGUACUCGUUUCCUGAAGCUGGUACCAUUUCAGCUUCGCUGAGCAAGAUCAUUGAGCAGUUUAACGAGCGCUUUGCAACUCGGAAGCUGGCGCCUUACCGCCUUGCUGCCUGGCUGUUUGUUCAAGUGAUAACGUUGCAUCCAUUUGAGAACGGAAACGGUCGCCUGUGUCGGCUUCUCGCGUCCUACGUGUUCCAAAAGUGCGGCGUACCAUUCCCCGUGGUCAUUACUUCCGGUCAUUCUCGCGCUUACAAGCACUACAUUGAUGCGAUUGUCGCAUAUCAGACCCGCGGCCAGGGCCUCGACGAGCUUUGUCUGUACAUGCUCACAUCGCUCCAUCAGAGCUGGUCCAUCUUUGCGGCGACCUUGAAUCAUUCUUGA
Molecule: messenger RNA, 822 nt
Organism: Capsaspora owczarzaki ATCC 30864
Lineage: Eukaryota; Filasterea; Ministeriida; Capsasporidae
Exons: 1
Coding region: 1-822 (273 amino acids)
Source: RefSeq, a predicted model, not a curated record